AUUUGUUUUGAAAGGUGUAACCGGUGAAUCAGAACUAAAGAAGAUACAGAGUUCAAAUACAUUAUCGCAUAACCGGGAAAGAGGAAAGCAUUGUAUACAUAUAGUAUUUACAUAUAUUUAUGUAUAUAAAUACAUAUCAAUAUAUAUAUUGUACAUAUAUUUAUAUGUAUGUGUAUGGAUAUGCGAAUGGUAUUUUCAAUUAAUUGAAAAUAAAAAAAAAGUUUAGGCUUUCUUGAGAAAUUUAUUAACACAAGCAUGUUUUUCUUUAAAAAUACGUACCAUCUUGAAAUCAAAAAUUUUAUAGGUUAUAUAGAUAAUUACUGUAAUACAUUAAACAAGAAAAACAAUGUUAUGGAUGUUACAAAAAUAUAAUUACAGUGGCUGUACAAAUAUUGAUAACAAUUACUUGUACGCAGUGUUGUGUUAUAAAAUGAAACCAUUUAAUAUAAGUGAUAUAAAUCUUCUGCAUUUUACAAAUUGUAAUAGAAAACUUUGUACCAAAUCUUUGCCAAAGGAUGGUGAUGUUUUUGGAAACAUUUCACAUGAAAAAUAUGAAAAAGUUCCAAUGGAUGAAGAUGAGGAAAAAGAAGAAAAUUUUUCAAAACGUACUAAAAUUCCUAGAAUAGAAAGAUUAAGUUACACAGAUUACUGUAAACUUAUUAAAUCAUAUAUAGAUUUAAAGAAUGUAAAUGCAGCAUUAAGUGUAUUAGAUUUAAUGAAAGAAAAUGGUGAUAAGCCAAAUGUCUUCAUAUAUAGACUUUUACUUUCUGCAUUUGCGUUACAAGGAGAUGUAAAGCAAUGUUUUAAAUUAUUCAAGAAAAUAAAAGACAGUGGUUUAGUUCCUUCACCAAUGGUAUAUACUUCUUUAAUUCAAGCUUGUGCUAACACAACAGAUUCAAACAUUGCGGUAGAACGUUUGGACUAUUUAAGAAGAUACGUUCUUGAGAGAAAAUUAACGUUAAAUGUAGUGCAUUACUGUGCUCUUAUCAGAGCUUAUGGUCGGCAUAACAAAGUUUUAACUGCCUUUCAAAUAGCAGAUGAAGCAAGGGAUAAUGGUAUCAUUUCAAAUAGUAUAGCCACUUAUUUGUUUCACGCGACAAUUGGUGAUAAGGAAUCUGGAUUAAAAUAUGCUUUGGGUUUGUGGCACAAAAUGAAGAAAGAUAAAAUGAAAUUUAACAUAUUACACUAUAAUCUCCUUUUGAGAGCAAUUAGAGAUUCAAAGUUUGGGGAUUUGAAAGUAAAUGAUACUUUAGUAUUAGAAUCACCCGAAACUCAAAUUCAAUUUAAGAAUGUAGAAAGAUCAGAUUUAUUAGAUUCUCCACCAGUGUUGAGUGCUUCGCUCCUUAAAAUGCUUACAGAAUCUAAACAUAUUGUGGCAAAUGCUCAUACUUCAGAAAUAGAUGUAAUAGUUAAUAAUAACAAGUUAUUGUUACAAAAUCUGGACGACGCGUUGGAUUCAAAACGAUUAGUUUUAUUUGGUGGAGUUGAAAAAUUUAUAAAUGGAAUGAAAAAUCAUGGUGUAUACCCUGAUAGAAAAACAAUCACAUUACUUUUAGAUUUACUUCCGCCCACAAUAACGGCAGAAGAAUAUUUUCUUAAGUACCUAAAAAAUAAUAAUAUAAAUGUAGAUAUUACAUUUUUUAACAUGCUUAUUAAAAGGAGAUGUUUAAGAAGAAAUUAUAUGGAUGCCAAAGCUAUUCUUAAUACGAUACAAAGUUAUCAUUUUACAGCCAAUAUCGUAACAUUUGGAGUAUUGGCUAUUGGAUGUAGAAAGCUUGAAGAUGGUAAAGAACUUUUAGAACAAAUGGAUAAUAUUGGUUUUGCACCGAAUUACACAAUUUUAGAAACAUUGUUACACAAUGCGUGUGUUAAUAAAAGGUUUUCUUAUGUAUUAUAUUUGAUGAAGUAUAUAUUGACAACUGAAAUUAAACCAUCAAAAAAUAUGUUACAAUUUUUAAAAAAUUUUGAUGAAAUAAUAUUAAAAGAAAUAGAAAAUAAGCGUAACUACACUAAUAAAAGAAUAUAUUUCACCGAAGCAGAUUAUAACCAAUUUAAAAUAUAUUACGAAAAUUGGAAAGAAAAGCUAGGAAUAAAUACAGAUUAUUGAAAUGCUCAAACAGGUUUCAUUAACUUAUAGUCUGAUUUUAUUUUAAUUUAAACUGUAUAGAAUUGGAACUUUGAUAACUCGUGUUUGUAAAACAAAAACAAAAUAAAAUAAUACAUUUACAAAUACGAUAUAAAUA
Messenger RNA from Osmia bicornis bicornis, 2243 nucleotides. Its product is annotated as pentatricopeptide repeat-containing protein 1, mitochondrial. The coding region runs from base 347 to 2107 and encodes 586 amino acids. Gene Ontology annotation, molecular function: protein binding. The record is from RefSeq and is a predicted model, not a curated record. NCBI's taxonomy places the organism in Eukaryota, Metazoa, Arthropoda, Insecta, Hymenoptera, Megachilidae. The transcript has 3 exons.